CUUUGACGAACAAAAACUUUUUUAUAAAGUCGACACGCGCAUUCACGAGCAUAAGAAAAGCUGAAAAUGCAGUUAAUAAUUUCAUUAAUUCUGUUCUCCAAACUCGUUUGUUUUUGCAAUGGUGUAUCCAUAAGAACAGAUCCUGAAAGAAUAUUAAUGGACACUGAUAUAGAAAGAGAACUUUCGAACGUAGACCACGUCAGAAGAAAAAGAUACCUGGGUUUGAGUAAGAAAUUUAAGUUGAACAAACGGUAUCAAGAAUGCAUCGGUCCCGGCGAUGCCAAGGGACACUGCAAGCAUUUAUCGUUUUGCCCGAUGGACGUUUUGUCCGGGAGAAGAAAUACGUUAGAGUAUCUUUGCAUCAUAGAAAAAACAUUUGUCGGAGUCUGUUGUCCGGACGAUAUAGCGUUAAGUGGUGUAAUCGGAUCCCAACUUAUAAUGGAUUUACCUGCAGGAGGUGAAGACUACGACGCCACAGACGAUAAUACGGGAUGCGGUCUCGGAGAAAAUGGAGUUACGAAAGCGAAAAGAAUUCAAGAAUGGCCUUGGUUGGCGGCUUUGUAUCGAAUGAAAGAGAUGCAGCAAGGACUGGAACAGCAAUUUUGUGGUGGAGCCUUGAUAACCGACACUCAUAUUUUAACUGCUGCGCAUUGCGCCCAGGGGAUUUCGGCGUCUGAAAUGCGCGUAAGGUUGGGAGAAUAUGAUUUUUCCAAGCCGAACGAAACCCGAUCUAAAGAUUAUAGCGUCGCCGAAAUUAUACAACACGAAGACUUUGUUUUGUCCACUUACGAUAACGAUAUUGCCAUCAUUAGGCUAGCACAACCGACCUCCUUUAAUACGUACGUUUGGCCGAUUUGUCUUCCACCUUCAGGAGAGACGUUUGAAAACGAAACUGUUGUGGUGGCUGGCUGGGGUCAACAAUAUUUUGCCGGCCCGACCAGCGAAGUCCUGAUGCAAGUGGUAAUUCCCGUGUGGGAGCAGCAAAAUUGCGUUGACAGCUUUUUGCAGAGAAUUACGGAUAAUACUUUAUGCGCUGCGGGAUAUGAUGGCGGAAAGGAUUCCUGUCAGGGCGAUUCUGGAGGUCCGCUGAUGUAUCAGCUUAAAAAUGGAAGAUGGGUGACCGUCGGUAUUGUAUCGUGGGGGAUUGAAUGCGGAAAUAAAGGUAGUCCGGGGAUUUAUACGAGGGUCAAUAAAUAUUUACCGUGGAUAGUAAGGAAUACCAUUGCCAAACAGUGA
Molecule: messenger RNA, 1236 nt
Organism: Cylas formicarius (sweet potato weevil)
Lineage: Eukaryota; Metazoa; Arthropoda; Insecta; Coleoptera; Brentidae
Product: trypsin-1-like
Exons: 8
Coding region: 67-1236 (389 amino acids)
Biological process (GO): proteolysis
Molecular function (GO): serine-type endopeptidase activity
Source: RefSeq, a predicted model, not a curated record